GCAGGUUAUUAUUACUGAGGGAUUCGUGGAGCCAUGGCCACGGCAGCCUCCAACCUCUACAUGCCGAGCAGUAGUAUCCUCACAUCCAACUCCAUCGUCCCCACCGACUCAUCGAGCAUGCAGCAGGCGGGCACAUUCCGGGGCCACCAGAAACUCAUCCAAAGUGACUAUCUGCAAGGACUGCCCAGCAACGGGCACCCCCUCUCUCACCAGUGGGUGACGGCUUUACCUGAAGGCAGCCCGUGGUCCGCGGCCAUUUCUCCAAGUCCCCUGAGCCAGCAAGACGUGAAGCCUGGCAGGGAAGAUCUUCACGCUGGCACCAGCCUGCACCACCGCUCUCCACACAUUGCCCAUCACUCACCGCAUACCAACCACCCGAGCGCAUGGGGCACGGCUGCGGCUCACAACUCGUCCAUAACCUCGGUCGGGCAGCCUCUCAGUAUCUACUCCCAACCCGCCUUCACAGUCAACGGCAUGUUAGACCACGUUGGGCCGCCGCCGCCGUCUGGAACCGUUGGCCAGUCGAUGCACCCGGGUCUGAGGGACAGCGCCGAGCACGGGGAACUGGCACACCACCACUGCCACGACCACUCAGACGAGGAAACCCCCACAUCUGAUGAGCUGGAACAAUUCGCAAAGCAGUUCAAACAGAGGCGGAUUAAACUGGGCUUCACCCAGGCAGAUGUGGGACUGGCACUGGGAACCUUGUACGGAAACGUCUUCUCACAGACAACCAUCUGCAGGUUCGAAGCCCUGCAGCUCAGUUUUAAGAACAUGUGCAAACUCAAGCCCCUGUUGAACAAGUGGCUGGAGGAAGCAGACUCUACCACGGGCAGUCCCACCAGCAUCGACAAGAUAGCGGCUCAGGGCAGGAAACGAAAGAAGCGGACUUCCAUAGAGGUGAGUGUGAAAGGUGCGCUAGAGACCCAUUUCCUCAAAUGUCCCAAACCUGCGGCCCAAGAAAUUUCAAGUCUAGCCGACAGUUUGCAGUUAGAAAAAGAAGUUGUUCGGGUCUGGUUUUGUAACAGAAGACAGAAAGAAAAAAGAAUGACCCCGCCUGGGGUACAUCAACAGGACGAAGUAUUUUCGCAUAGUGUUGAUUCAGAGACGCCGUCACAUCACGAUCUUUAACAAGGACCCAUGACAGUGGUCACUGCCGGCACUCGCCUGAUCCCGGACUGAGAAAGCGAUGGGAAACUCCUUCCCCCCCACCCCCCUCUUCUUCCUAAAUUAUAUAUUUGACUAUCCUAUUGAGGGAGGAGGCAGGAGAAAAGUUAUAUAUCAGAGAAAAAGAAGUCAGCAAGCAGGCAGUAUUGGUAAAACGUGUUCAGUUAGCAGUCGCGUUGACAUUUUCCGCAUCUGUGGUGAAGAGAGCGAAAUCAAGGACAUGGUUUUACCGCAAGUGUGGUCAAUUGUUUCGUUCAGACAAGGAUUGCAGUCCGACUGUGUGCCUAACACCUAACAGCGCCUUGUUAUCUCGACUAUAUCAGGUGAAUUUGUUCUUACGGACGGUGUCACUCUUUUCUCCCUCCCCCGCAACGUUUGUUUUAAUACCUGGUUACGAGCAGGAAGGUCUGAUGCCAGAGCCUGCCCUAUUACAGUACCCCAUCCUGAAAUGACCCACGGGAAACAAGGACAGUCAAGUUGACCAGGAAUCUGCAUUAAGAUAAAAAUAAGAUAAAACCUGAAUAUUUCGAGGUUUAUUUCUAAAUUAUCCAUUCCAAAUAAAUAAGACUUGCCCGAAGUUUUGUUUAAAAUAAUUUUCUUUUUACUCUUUCUCUGUGGAGUCCCAGUUAAACAAAACACUAACAUUGCCGUCUGGAAAAGAAAACUAUGUAAACGGACAGGCAUUUUUCAUAAUUAUCAUUGUCUUACAUUACCGGCCACCGGAUCUGCCAAUGGGAGUUUUAAAGCAAGUUCUCUAAAAGUUGCCAUUUUUAGAAAGGGGAAGGUGAGGGGAAAAACUCUUUUUAAAUUUAAAAGAAAAUGACGGAUCAGUUACUGAUCCGAAAUAUAAAAUAUUUUCUUUAAAUGUUUCUUUUUUCAACAAUUAUAUUUGGAGGCUGCGAACAGUAAUUUAUUUUCCUCAAAUUUUGUAUUAUGUUUUUAAAAGACAGAAUCACACGUUAAAAAGCAGUAAAAUGUUUGUUGGUUAAUAAAUUAUAUAUUUGAUGUCAGAUUUGAUUGUAACCCGAUCUAAGUUUGUGAUUUGGUGACGACAAUUUCAUUUUGGUGUACAGAAAAUCAAAUCUGU
Mobula hypostoma (lesser devil ray) is the source of this 2254-nucleotide messenger RNA. RefSeq names its product POU domain, class 3, transcription factor 4-like. Gene Ontology annotation, biological process: brain development; regulation of transcription by RNA polymerase II. Gene Ontology annotation, molecular function: RNA polymerase II cis-regulatory region sequence-specific DNA binding; DNA-binding transcription factor activity, RNA polymerase II-specific. The transcript has a single exon. Bases 34 to 1131 code for a protein of 365 amino acids. Gene Ontology annotation, cellular component: nucleus. The record is from RefSeq and is a predicted model, not a curated record. Lineage: Eukaryota; Metazoa; Chordata; Chondrichthyes; Myliobatiformes; Myliobatidae.